Molecule: messenger RNA, 2847 nt
Organism: Chaetura pelagica (chimney swift)
Lineage: Eukaryota; Metazoa; Chordata; Aves; Apodiformes; Apodidae
Gene: ERN2
Product: endoplasmic reticulum to nucleus signaling 2
Exons: 21
Coding region: 202-2847 (881 amino acids)
Biological process (GO): intrinsic apoptotic signaling pathway in response to endoplasmic reticulum stress; IRE1-mediated unfolded protein response; protein phosphorylation
Cellular component (GO): IRE1-TRAF2-ASK1 complex
Molecular function (GO): ATP binding; RNA endonuclease activity; protein serine/threonine kinase activity
Source: RefSeq, a predicted model, not a curated record
ACUGUCCCAGAAACGCUGCUCUUCAUAUCCACUCUGGAUGGAAACCUUCACGCAGUGAGUAAGAGCACAGGAGACAUCAAGUGGACCCUGAAGGAUGAUCCUAUUCUGCAGGUGCCGGUUUAUGUGGCAGAACCAGCAUUCCUUCCAGACCCCAAUGAUGGCAGCCUGUAUAUCCUGGGAGGAAAGAACAAAGAAGGCUUGAUGAAGCUGCCGUUCACCAUCCCAGAGCUGGUGCAGUCCUCGCCGUGCCGCAGCUCGGACGGGGUGCUCUACACCGGGAAGAAGCAGGACACCUGGUUCAUCGUGGACCCCAAGUCAGGAGAGAAGCAGACCACGCUCUCGACUGAGGCCUGGGAUGGGCUGUGCCCGUCCAGUCCCCUGCUCUACAUUGGCCGUACCCAGUACGUCAUCACCAUGUACGACACCAAGUCCCGGGAGCUGCGCUGGAAUGCCACCUUCUCUGAAUACUCGGCGCCGCUCUGUGAGGAGUCCUACCCCUACAAAAUGGCACACUUUGCCUCCAGCGGGGACGGGCUGGUGGUGACAGUGGACAAGGAGAGCGGGGAGGUCCUGUGGGCGCAGAACUACGGCUCGCCUGUGGUUGGCAUCUACGUGUGGCACCAGGACAGCCUCCGCCGAGUCCCCCACCUCAACCUGGCCAUGGAGACCCUGCGCUACCUGACCUUCCACUCACAGGACAUCCACCUUCUCAAGUGGAGCUACCAGUCUGUGAAGGACUUCGCUGCCACCAAGACCCAGCUGCUGCCGGCACUCUACGUGGGGAAAUAUGCAACCAGCUUCUAUGCCCUGACCUCCCUGGUCCACAGCAGCGUGGCUCUGGUGCCACAGGGAAUCACACUGGCCAGGAUCGAUGGCCCCACCACUGAGGAUGUGACCGUGAGAGAGUCAGGGGAGUGUGAGAUCACGCCCAGCACUGAUGUCAAGUACCCCCAGGGCAGCAUCACCUCACUACACAACCAGUGGCUCCUAAUAGGGCACCAUGAGCUGCCUCCCGUGGUCCACACUACGAUGCUGCGAGCCUUCCCAGAGAACUUGAGGAAGACAACGGAAACCAUCAUCCCAAGGGCUCCUCCUGCCAGAACUGUGUUCGAUGAUUUCCUGGCCCCAAGCGGCCUGGAGGAGCCUGCUCUCCGCAAUGAGGGGCAGUUCCAGCCAGACCCUGUGCCAGGGGAGCAGGUGGAGGUGUACCCUGAAGCCAGCGUCUGGGACCUGCUGGUGGCUGGUGUGGGCACAGCACUGCUGGGCGGGGGUGUCCUCUUCCUCCUGCUGAUGAAACUGCAGCAGCAGCACAGGCAACAGCAGCUGGGGCAGCAGAUCCAGCUCCUGCAACAGCAGCAGGAGAUGCUGCUGCCAGGCCGAGUCUCCGGGGAGGGUGUCCCUGCAGAGCCCAGGAUGCUGGGGCUGAGCCAGGGGAGCACAUCGCAGCUCCCACAGAGCUCCAGCCCCUCAGACCACCCGCAGGACCUGGCUAACGGGAUGGUCAGCCUGGAUCCAGCUGUCCCAGUGGCUGCUGAAGAUGCAGAACCAGACAUGAUUGUAGUUGGGAAAAUUUCUUUUAACCCUAAGGACAUGCUGGGCCACGGAGCUGGAGGAACCUUUGUCUUCAGGGGACAGUUUGAUGGCCGGAACGUGGCCGUGAAGCGCCUGCUGCCCGAGUGUGUCCACCUGGUGGACCGGGAGGUCCAGCUGCUCCGGGAGUCAGACGAGCACCCGCACGUCGUCCGCUACUUCUGCACCGAGAAGGACAAGCAGUUCCACUACAUCGCCAUCGAGCUCUGCUCUGCCACCCUGCAGGAGUAUGUGGAAAGCCCCAGCUUCGACCGCCACAGCCUGGACCCGGUGUCUGUCCUGCGCCAGACCAUGCUGGGGCUGGCCCACCUGCACUCCCUCAGCAUCGUCCAUCGAGACCUGAAGCCUUGUAACAUCCUGAUCUCUGUUCCCAAUCGCCACGGGCUGAUCCGAGCUGUCAUCUCCGACUUUGGCCUCUGCAAGAAGCUUCAGGGGGGACGACAGAGCUUCAGCCUCCGCUCCGGCAUCCCCGGCACUGAGGGCUGGAUCGCGCCCGAGCUGCUGCAGGAGGCCCCGAAGGAGAACCCGACCUGUGCUGUGGACAUCUUCUCAGCUGGCUGCAUCUUCUACUACGUGGUGUCAGGAGGGCAGCACCCAUUUGGGGACAGCCUGAGGCGACAGGCCAACAUCUUGUCGGGCUCCUACCAGCUGAGCUGCCUGCAGGAGGAAGUUCACGACAAGCUUGUUGCACGAGACCUGAUUGUGUCAAUGAUCAGCCCUGAGCCCCAGCACCGCCCCUCAGCCUCCAUGGUCCUCAUGCAUCCCUUUUUCUGGAGUCAGGAGAAACAGCUGCAGUUCUUCCAGGACGUCAGUGACCGCAUCGAGAAGGAGCCCGCCGAGGGGCCUGUCAUCUCAGCCCUGGAGGCAGGGGCCCGCUCGGUGGUGAGGACUAACUGGAGGAUGCACAUCUCCCUCCCACUGCAGACAGACCUGAGGAAGUUCCGCACCUACAAGGGGGCCUCAGUGCGUGACCUGCUGCGGGCCAUGAGGAACAAGGUAGGGCUGCCCCAUGUGCCCCCGUGCCCCCCGCCCAGGCCCCCGCUCACCUGCUCCUCUCUCCCACAGAAGCAUCACUACCACGAGCUGCCGGCCGACGUGCGGGCGGCCCUGGGCUCUGUCCCCGAAGGCUUCGUGCAGUACUUCACCUCCCGCUUCCCCCAGCUGCUGCUGCACACCCACUGCGCCAUGAGGGUCUGCGCCCGCGAGCGGCUCUUCCACUCCUACUACUGCCAGGGGCUGGGGGAUGAGGGCCAGUGA